GAUUAGGGGCUUGGGAUGGACGGAUGGAACAUUCAAUGAAAAUAAAAACGAAAUUUUCGGCAAACGAAGAGAGAGAGUGAGAGAGAGAGAAAAAAGGAAAAAAUAAAUAAAUAAGAAAAACAAAAAGAGAGAGAGAGAGAGAAAAGCAGAUAAAAGUUUUUUGAUUUUUGAUUUUUAAUAAAAAAAAAUUAUUUUUAUUGAUCGGUGUGCGAAGACAGGGAAGGAACCGAGAAAAUUCCGAGUAAAUUGAUUUAUUUAUUUUUUGUUUCUUCUUCUUCUAGGGUUUCGGAAUUUUCCAGUCAUCCAAACGAACAAUAAUGGCGCGGGUGUAUUUUCCGCGAAAAUAAGGCGUGGAAUAAUAUAUCAGCUUGUUGUUGAUUAUUAUUAUUUUUUUUUUGUUGAUUAUUUUUUUCGUUUUUAUUUUAAUUUUUCUCGGUAGACAAACGAAAAGUUUCUGUUGUAUCGGAAAGUGGGGAGAGAGAGAGAGAGAGAGAGAGAGAGAGAGAGAGAGAGAGAGAAACAGAGAGAGAGAGAGAGAGAGAGAGAGAAGAUGAUGGCCAUGGCGACUUCAUCGUCGUCUUCUUCAGCUACAGUAGCUGUGGAGAAAGCGACGAGCGAUCUUCUAAUAAGCCCUGAUUGGACUAUGAACAUCGAUAUCUGUGACUCCGUCAAUUCUCAUCACUGGCAGGCAAAAGAUGUAGUAAAAGCUUUGAAAAGAAGGUUGCAGCAUAGGAAUUCUAAAGUUCAGCUACUCUCGUUAACGCUUUUGGAGACAAUGGUGAAGAACUGUGGUGAUUAUGUCCAUUUUCAAAUCGCUGAGAGAAAUAUACUAGGGGAGAUGAUCAAAAUUGUGAGAAAGAAGGCAGAUAUGCAAGUGAGGGAGAAAAUAUUGGUUUUGCUAGACUCUUGGCAAGAAGCGUUUGGUGGGCCUGGGGGAAAAUAUCCUCAGUACUACUGGGCAUAUGAAGAACUAAGGCGUUCUGGAGUAGUAUUUCCCAAGCGUUCAUUAGAUGCUGCACCACCAAUACUUACACCUCCUGUUACACCCCCAAGCCAGGGAUAUGCUCAACCUGGAUUUGGAAUGCCUAGCAAUUCUGCUAGAAGGCUUGAUGAAACUAUGGCAACAGAGAUUGAAAGUUUAAGUUUGUCAAGCAUGGAUUCCAUGCGGAAUGUUGUGGAUCUCCUGAGUGACAUGCUGCAAGCAGUGACCCCUGGUGAUCGUGAGGCUGUAAAAGAUGAAGUGAUAGUUGACCUUGUAAACCGGUGUCGUGCCAACCAGAAAAAGUUGAUGCAGAUGCUAACUUCAACUGGAGAUGAGGAACUUCUUGGCCGGGGCCUUGAAUUGAAUGACAUUCUUCAAAAUUUGCUUGCAAAGCAUGAUGCCAUAGCUUCUGGUUCUCCUUUGCCAAAUCAAGUUACAAAUGUCAGCCCCCAACGCACUGAAACAAGUGCAUCUAGCCUCAAACAGUCAGAAGUUAGAGACUCCAGCCCGAGAGACCUUAGUCCAAGGCCAAAUCCUAUUCCUUCUCCACCUGCUUCUACUAUGACAAGGAGCCAGAUCGAUGAAGAUGAAGAAGAGGAAGAUGAAUUUGCACAGCUAGCUCGAAGGCAUUCUAAAGGACAGCCCAUGGCUUCCCCAAGCAGUUCUAAUGGCAACAAUGGCAGUCUGGCAAUAGUGAGCACAAGCAGCACAACAGUUCCACCUGCACACACAACCUCAACUCCUGGUCCGAGCAACGCAUUAGUUCUACCUGACCCACCUGCACCAGUAAAGACCAAGGAGCAGGACAUACUUGACCUCCUGAGUCUCACAUUGACAACAACAGAAGCCUCCCCCCAUGUCUCCCCUGAUCCACCUUCUAACCAAAACUUGCAUCAGGUACCUGUUUCCCCUAGCAAUCAAGGGUAUCAACAGGCUUCCCCUAGCAAUCAAGGGUAUCAACAUGCUUCCCCCAGCAACCAGGGGUAUCCACAAGGUUCCCAAACUUAUCAGGGUCAGAACCAAUACAACAGUUACGUUGCUCCAUGGGCCCGACCUCAGCCCCAACUAUCACAAUCUGGACCACAACCACAGUUGCAACCUCAUCCUCAGGUUCAUUCACAGCCACACUUGCAGCCACCUCACUAUUCGACCGGUUAUCCCCCUCCACCAUGGGCAGCUACCCCUGGUUAUUUUAACAGUCAGAAUCAAAUGACCUCUAAUAUGUUUUUGACUCCUCGUGCCAAUACAACUAGACCUUAUACUCCGGUGCAAGGGGUUAGACCUUUGCAGCACCAUAAUUCUUUCCCAUCAAGAGAAAUUAAUGGUUCAGCUAUUCAUGGAGAUUUCCCGACAAGUACCACAUCACAGAACUCUACCCCUGCAGCGGGACAAAAGCCUUAUAUUCCCCCAUACCGAUUAUUUGAAGAUCUGAAUGUUUUUGGCAGUGCAGAUGGAAAGCUUAAGAUGACAAGCAGUGGCAUGUCAUCUAGCUUGGCAGGGGCUUCCGGCCCAAGCAUGGUUGGUGGCAGUAAAUGAAAUGCUAUGGUACGGUUUACUGAACAAAAUUACGUAAUAUAUUUCCUUGUGAAUAUUUGAUGUAAUGAAAUAGGGUUGGUUUGAUGAGUUCUCAAGAGUCUUCAUGUUCUGUAGCCAUUUCCUAUGACUGACCUAUCUAGCAUUUCUCUAGAUGAAUAUUAAGACUUUGGAAUAUGAAUUGUCAGCAUGAGACCGUUAUGUUAUAUACGUUGAUUUUUUAUUAA
This is a messenger RNA of Ziziphus jujuba (common jujube), 2742 nucleotides long. RefSeq names its product TOM1-like protein 6. Gene Ontology annotation, molecular function: ubiquitin binding; phosphatidylinositol binding. The coding region runs from base 551 to 2518 and encodes 655 amino acids. Gene Ontology annotation, biological process: protein transport to vacuole involved in ubiquitin-dependent protein catabolic process via the multivesicular body sorting pathway. NCBI's taxonomy places the organism in Eukaryota, Viridiplantae, Streptophyta, Magnoliopsida, Rosales, Rhamnaceae. The transcript is spliced from 9 exons. The record is from RefSeq and is a predicted model, not a curated record.